This is a messenger RNA of Anopheles darlingi, 4239 nucleotides long. RefSeq lists its product as uncharacterized. Bases 541 to 3402 code for a protein of 953 amino acids. NCBI's taxonomy places the organism in Eukaryota, Metazoa, Arthropoda, Insecta, Diptera, Culicidae. The record is from RefSeq and is a predicted model, not a curated record. Gene Ontology annotation, cellular component: nucleus. The transcript has 2 exons. Gene Ontology annotation, biological process: negative regulation of meiotic nuclear division; regulation of mitotic nuclear division.
GCUUUCUUCCGUCGUCCGUGCCGUGUCGUGUGUGUUGUACUUCGUGAAAUCGCGUUGUAAAAAUGGGAAAUCGCGAACUCUUUUAAACGAUUUCGGGAUUUAGAUAGCGGUGAUGGGAGCACAAUCUUCGUGGACCUUUUCGUCGUAAUCUCUCCCGUGUUCUGUUCUGUGUCGUGAAAGCGAGCAAAAUCCGGCUCUUUUUUGUGUGUUGUAUGUUGAUUUUGCCGCGUCGUGCGUGUGGAAAGAUCCGCUAUUUUACAGGGAAACUGUGACAAAAUGGAAUAAUCCGUGUAGCGCGCUGCGCCAAGAAAAAGAAACUCGCGCUUCACGCAGCGCGCAACGCGCAUAGCUUGGGUUUGUGUGCUCUGCGGUGCGAAAGAGAGGUAAGCAUCGUAAGCAAAGGGAGCGAAAGAGAGAGAGAGCAUCGAGCGUCCGACAACGGUCGCACAUCGUAGCCAAGGGUAACCGAUUUCGCAGCUGGCCUUGAACGCAACGGAAGGAUCUUCGAAGGAUCAUCUUCUUCGCUUUUGAAUACUCGAGAUGGAGGAAGAAGAAGCGGAUCAGUUGCAGCCUGCAGUACUUCUGCGUGCCCCGUCCGACAAGUGGUUUUUCAACAUGAGCGGUGGAGCGGCAGCGGGGGCUUCGCCGUUCGGGCCCUCCGACAGCGGCUACAACUCCUACCAAUCGGUCACUCCGAACAACACGUUUAACGGUUCUUGCUCGCGUCACGGAGCCUCCAGCACGCUCGCUCCGAUCGAUGAGGCGAACGAAACGGAUACCAGCAUGAACGACAGCAGCACCGGACUGCCGCUCAGUGCGCAAGUCUUGACUCCGACGACGGCGGCCAACAUCGAUCGCAUUUCGAACUUUCAUCUGACCACUCCCAAAACCCGUCGCCUACCGUUCGCUGGAGAUUCCGGUGGUGCCGGGAUGGAAGAUCCGCUCGGUUCUGUCGAGUUUACGUUGCCGACCACACCGGAACGCGCAUCGUUCCCGCGUUCGCAAUCCUUCGAAGCGUAUCAAACACCGUUGCGCACGGUGAACCGCACCCUGAACCAGCUGACGCCGCAUAAGGCAAAGGGUAGCGGACGGGACUCGCUGAAGCGCAAGCUCCCAUCGAGCGGCAAUUUCCGGGGCAAGCUGCAUUCCGACAGUGACGUGGAUGCGUUGCUGGGAGAGGAAAAUCAGGAAAAUGAUCCGACCGACUCACUCGUUGCUGGAUGCCGGCGGUUGUCCGAUGAUCUGCCUUCGCCGAUACCGAGAUCGAAGCGCCAGAAACGCCACGAGGACAAUAACAUCACCGAUAUGAUGCGGUCGAGCACCCCGAAAACGGCCUGCUACUUGGGUGAUGAAAAUCACCAUGGAAACGGCGCUGUGCUGCCGUCGAAGGCCGAUGGAAAACCUUUAUUCCGCAAGUUCACCAGCUUUAGCCCACGAAAGAUACAGAACAUCCGUCGGCUGGGAACCGGUGGCGGAGGUGGCGGCAUGUUGAUGCGCCAGAAUGCAUUCUCCGCCGUGCAGGUAACGCCGGAGAAGCGGAGCAAGAAGGUGGACCAGCAGACCAGUAAAGUGUUAGCCGACAUUUCGUCCUCUCCCCGAUCAUCAUUUGGCCAGUUGGAGAAAGAGGAAGAAAAAGCAGAUGAAGCGCCGGGUGGCAAUCAAGCCAGCGUACAAGCACCGAUCGGCAUCGGUGAUCUGUUGGGCGGUGCCAUCCUGACAGAAUCGUGUUCGAACAGCUCAAAGGAGGCUAGUGCCUCGGCCCUUCUAGAGGAUGCCAUGACAACGGUGUCCUCUAACGAUGAUUGUUGCAGCUUCACACCCACGAAGUCGUUCGCUAGUGAAGAUGAAGACGGUAUGGUGGAGCGCCAUGCACCUGCCGCAAAUCAGCAGACAAUGCUGGCCUCCAUCUUGGAGGAACCGUCGAACGGUAUCUUGCCUGCACUUGAGUGCGAACCGCAGUCAAAAUGCAACCUCACCUCGCCCCUGGAACACCAGGCAACGUUACCAUCUACCCUGGAGGAACCUUCAUACGUGGUCUUGCCAGCUCUCGGUACUCCACCGCAGCCAGUGGAGCCGCUGGAGCUACAGUACAACCCCGUUUCGCCCCUGAACUCAUCCAGUAACGUGGAGCACUUGAGGACAGGUGGUAACUACAGCAAUGGCUACUUCAUCGCACGGCCACCUCUGCCCCGUAGUGAACUGAGGGCUGGUCCGUCACCGACGGUGAACCAGUGUAGCGCUACAUCGGCGUCCUCAGGGCGCAAGCGUUCCUACGAGGGUCAAAAGUACCUGGACAUCUUACGGCGGCUCGCUAGUGCCAAUCAUGAUGCGCUCGGGCUGCUACUCGACUGCCUUGCCGAUGAGGAUCUGGUGCAGGUAGUGCGCGUGUCCCGUAGUUGGCACUCCAUCAUCUACGGUCACCCAAAGAGCUGCGUGCGACUGCAAAAGCAGCUAAACCGUGAGGCCAAGCAUAAGGAAAACCGGUAUGGCCCUGCAUGCGGUGCUUCGGCACUAGACACGAAACUUAAGCCAAAGCAAGGAACGACCGAGCUGGACGCGGUGAGCAAAGUGUUAUUCCCAUCGGUCUCCAGCGAGGAAACUGCGCCACAGAAUGCUACCGAAGGAAGACCACCUGCGGCGGAAGUCCAGUGUCGUCGUCCCUUCAAACCCUGCAACUUUCAGGAUCGCCGCAACAGCACCAGCAGCCUGUACGGUGGGGUCUCCUCUUUUGGGAUUGUUGGCGGGAACGUGUCCAUGCCGGAGCUGCUACGCCGUCGCUCGAGCGUUAACACCAACAACAGCACCACGGUCGAAUCACACUCGCCACCAGUAAGCCCAUCGAAGCGCAAGUUCUACGACAAUCAAAAGGUUGUAUCGCAUCUGAAAGAAUCGGAGAGACUUACGCCUUGUCCUCGCUGCAAAAAACCGAGUCGCAUCAUUUACGGUCGGAGAUCCGGGCGUGCAAAUGGCGCUCGUUUAGAAAAAUCGUACACCCUACCGGAAUCGAAUAACAACAGCAACUCUCCCGCUCGCGUACGGCGUGAUCUGUUCAACACUAGCGGUGGCAACCAAGCCAACGCCCGCAUGAGACUACGCAGCAUGAACGGCGGCGGAAGGACCAAGAGCGUCGACGAUGCAUUGACGAUGGCAGCGGCUGAAACGGUUGCGGACGGUGUUGCUGGGGGUGGUACUCGUGAUCGUGAUUCGCUGUGCGAUUAUGCCAUCUGCAGCGGAAUGAGAUGCGGGUAUCAGUUCUGUAUCCAGUGCUGCGGCGAACCGCAUCCAGAUCGAUUUUGCCUCGAGCUUGCCCCGAACUCGCCGAGCAAGGAAGAGCAGGGCCGUCCGAAUGUGGCCUGCACACGCCAGAGUCGUCGAUCGCUGCAGAGACUCGCAAAAUACUGAUGGCCUGUACGUGAUGGCCAGUACAGGCCGUCUGGGACGCCGGCCCAUAUCCGUAACGGGCUGCCCUCUCAUUCCAGUUUUAUUUUAUUACUUAACUUUACUACAAAUGUGUGUCCACCCUCUCUAUCGCUCUAUCUCUAUAUUUUGAUAUUUCAUUUACUAUUGGAUAGACUUAUUUAAUCGCUCACGGGCACUUUUCUUUCAUUUUGCACGCAUUUUAAUUCGUUCUUUCUCAAAGUUCUGUUUUUCAUUCAUUGUUUUUGAUACAACUAUUUAAACCACUAGCCCUAGAUUUAGUUUGUAAACGAAGUGGCAGACUCAAAUGCACAGUGUGAGGAAAUCGGGCACAAAUAGAAUCUAAGCGCAGGCAGUUAGACAAGAGUAGGUGAGAUUAUGAGAUUUGGGAAACCCAUGACUACGAAUUAGUAUUACAGUUACUGUGUGCGCUUGAGCAUUUAUUGUCGAAGAGCAUAGAUCAUUUUUUGUCUUUUUGAUAGACCACCUUGAACUGAAAGCUUAUGUAAGUGUAGCAAAGGAAGAGAGCACUUCGCACUGAACCGAGCCGAGUCUCGCUACGAAAGGUAACAAUAAUUCGAAUAGCAAUCGGGCAUUCUUAGGCCGCCUGCUGUGCAUGCUCACCGAUAAGUCGGAAUAGACAGACAAAGAAUUCUCAAAUCCAAGGGCUCUCUGUCCACUCGAGUCGCGAUCGACUUCGAAUACCUGGCGGCACUGCGGCGGGAAAAUUAGUUUGUAAGCGUACAUCACCACGAAGAGGGGCUAACGAGCGAUAAGUUUUUGAUAAACAUGUUUUUUUUUUACAAUAAAGUUUCCUGUUGA